This is a messenger RNA of Scomber japonicus (chub mackerel), 1494 nucleotides long. RefSeq names its product immunoglobin superfamily, member 21a (gene igsf21a). Bases 1 to 1494 code for a protein of 497 amino acids. Gene Ontology annotation, biological process: homophilic cell-cell adhesion; heterophilic cell-cell adhesion. Gene Ontology annotation, cellular component: adherens junction. NCBI's taxonomy places the organism in Eukaryota, Metazoa, Chordata, Actinopteri, Scombriformes, Scombridae. The transcript is spliced from 10 exons. The record is from RefSeq and is a predicted model, not a curated record.
AUGGUGGGGAUUACACAGCCGAAACCCGGAGAGCAUGUAAACGCAGAUGGAGUUUGGGAUUUAUUGCAAAAUAAGGGAAAGAUGACCGUCUUCUCAUUGUGCUUGCUCUUGUGCGCAGAUCUACUGGAUUUAGCCGUCGGUUAUUUGACAGUUACCAUAGAGCCCCUGCCUCCUGUUGUUGUGGGAGAGACUGUUACUCUCAAGUGUAACUUCAAAACUGACGGAAGGCUUCGAGAGAUUGUUUGGUACAGGGUCACAGAUGGAGGUACCAUCAAGCAGAAAAUCUUCACCUACGAUGCUAUGUUUAAUACCAAUUACUCUCACAUGGAGGACUACCGCAGACGUGAAGACCUCGUGUACCAAUCUACCGUCCGGCUCCCAGAGGUGCGGAUCUCAGACAACGGGCCUUAUGAAUGCCAUGUGGGAAUCUAUGACCGGGCAACGAGGGAGAAGGUUGUCCUGGCUUCAGGGAAUGUUUUUCUUACUGUUAUGUCACCUCCAAACAACAUAUCAGUGGUGGCAGAGAACACUCCAGCCCCAUUUAGUCGAUACCAAGCCCAGAAUUUCACUCUUGUCUGCACGGCAAAGGGAGGGAAGCCAGCCCCAUCGGUCUACUUCAAGCGUGAUGGUGAGCUGAUAGAGGUGAUCUCCUACACUCAACCCUCCACCGAGCAGGGAGGCUCAGCGGGGGUGAGAGGGGCGAGGCCACUCAUCAGUAGGGACCUCGAUGACACUAAGCUGCAGAGGUCCCUCUCCCUCCUGGACCCUGAAGGGCGGGCAGCCCGUCUGUACACAGAAAGCCCCCAGCGUGUCCACACUCAGGGCCAGCAGGCCUCUGAGCCCAGCCCUGCGACAGAGGUCAUCCCAGAGACAGUGGUGAGCCGGGAGUUCCCCCGCUGGGUGCACAGCACGGACCCUCUCUACUACUUCAGCCACACUCACAUCCCCCAGAGUGAUGGCUCUGUUGUGGUGCAGGCCCGACUCACCUGGACCCUAAACCCUCAGCUGGAUAAUGAUGCCCUAUUCAGCUGCGAGGUCAAGCAUCCAGCGUUGUCUAUGCCCAUGCAGACAGAGGUCACUCUGGCUGCUCCUAAGGGUCCUAAACUCUUCAUGUCCCCCGCCAGGGCUAAGGUAGGGGACACGGUGCGCAUCACUGUGCAAGGAUUCCAGGUAGGAUCUCCAGGGAAUGAGGUGUUCCCCGAACCCCUUUUCACCUGGACGCGGGUGGGGGGCCGCCUGCUGGACGGCAGUACCGAGCGAGAGGGGAAGGAGCUGAUUCUGGAACGAGUGCCAGCUGAGCUCAAUGGCUCCAUGUAUCGCUGCACGGCCCAAAAUCCUCUGGGCUCUACGGAUACGCACACUCGCCUCAUAGUCUUUGAAAAUCCAAGCAUGAUGAAAAACACACAGAAUCAAAACAAUGGAGCCUCCUGCAUGGACGUGCUCGGACUGACGUGGAUGGCACUUGUCCUCACAGUGACAGUGGAACUGACGUGA